Oxyura jamaicensis (ruddy duck) is the source of this 1695-nucleotide messenger RNA. RefSeq names its product programmed cell death 7 (gene PDCD7). Bases 13 to 1356 code for a protein of 447 amino acids. The transcript is spliced from 6 exons. NCBI's taxonomy places the organism in Eukaryota, Metazoa, Chordata, Aves, Anseriformes, Anatidae. The record is from RefSeq and is a predicted model, not a curated record.
CCUCUCCCCAAGAUGGCGGCCCCGCCGCCGCCACCCUUCCCGGGCCGCUUCGCGCCGCCGCCGUUCCGCGCCUUCCCCCCGGGGCCUUUCCCCCCGCCUCCCUCCGCGCCCUUCCCCGGCCGCCCGGCUCCCCCCUUCGCGGCAGCUCCUCCGCCGUUCCUCCUUCCCCCCGAAGCCGCUCCCUACUUCCCGGCUCCCCGCCCCGCCGCCGCCGCCCCGCCGCUCUUCCCCCCGUGGCCCUCAACCGAGCGGCCCCCGGCCGGCCGCGGGGCCCCGCCGGGCGAUGGGGAGGCGGAGGAGGAGGCUCAGCAGCGGCAGCGGGACGAGCAGUGGCUGGCUCAGUUCCUGGCCCGCCGCCGGGCUCCCCCACAAGCUCCGCCGCUUCCUCCGGUGCCCCCCGGUGCCAGCCCCGAGGCCGGGCGGCGGCUGGCGGUGACGGCCCUGGGGCUGGUGGCUCGCCUGGCCGCCGCCUGCCGGGCCCUGAGGCGGCUGGAGGCCGAGGGGGAUGAGGAAGGAUGGGGCGAGGUGCAAGCCGAAGCCGAGGCGGCGAGGUCGGAGCUGCGGGAGGCCGUGAGGCCCCUGAGGGAAGCCGGCUACCUGCGGGAGCUGGGGAGGAAGGCCGAGAAGGCGAGGAAGAGGAGGCAGCGCCUCCAAAGGAGGAAGCAAGAGGCCAAGGCGGCCAAGGAGGAGGAGGCCGCCCGAGCCGCUGAGCGGGAAGCCGAGAUCGACCGGUGGAGGGCCAAGUGCAUCCAGGAGGUGGAGGAGAAGAACCGGGAGCGGGAACUUAAGGCUGCUGCAGACAGUGUCCUGUCUGAGGUCAGGAAGAAGCAAGCAGACACAAAGAGAAUGAUGGACAUCCUGCGUGCCUUAGAAAAGCUUCGGAAGCUGAGAAAAGAGGCUGCUGGCAGAAAAGGUGUUUGUCCGCCUCCCUCAGCAGACGAAGCAUUUGAAAGUCAGGUAGAAAGUCUCAAAACGUUGCUAAAAAACCGGACAGAGCUGUACGAAGCUGAAGAGAGAGCAUUAAGAGUUAUGUUGGAGGGAGAACAGGAGGAAGAACGGAAGAGGGAAAUGGAGAAGAAACAGAAAAAGGAAAGGGAAAAACUUCUACAGCAGAAACGUGAAAUCGAUUCCAAGCUGUUUGGGGAUCCAGAUGAAUUUCCUCUUGCCCAUCUACUGCAACCCUUCAGAGAAUAUUACUUACAAGCCGAGCAUUCUGUAGCAGCUCUAAUCCAGAUCAGGCACGAAUGGGAUCAGUACUUGGUGCCAGCUGAUCACCCCGAAGGAAGCUGCAUCCCUCCAGGCUGGGUUCUUCCAGGUCUCCCCACAAAUGACACUUGGGCCACUGCUGUCAGAUAAUUGAGAAAUAAAUGAUUUUAACAUUGAAGGAAUGAGGUCUCAUCCUUGGGUCCUGUUUCUGGUGGCCAGGUACUGGAAUAUCUUGAAGAAAACAGUAAGAAAUGUUUUUUUCUGACUCUGGAGGGAAAUAUCUGAGCAAGUGCAAAGCUGUCAGGCCUCUUGUGGCACAGAAUUACAAUCCUGCUGUGAGUUUUUGUUAACAAAUCUCUAUCUUAAUAAAGUAACAUUGCUGACGAGGUUAUUUGUGCCAGUAUUCACGUGCUAUUUUUAGUGACUUUUAUCUUUAUAAGCCUAAAUCAAGAUGUUGAAAUCUCCAGAAAUAAAAACGUUGUUUAAAAA